This is a messenger RNA of Cannabis sativa, 1436 nucleotides long. RefSeq names its product protein PHR1-LIKE 3. The transcript is spliced from 6 exons. Gene Ontology annotation, molecular function: DNA-binding transcription factor activity; DNA binding. The record is from RefSeq and is a predicted model, not a curated record. Bases 310 to 1254 code for a protein of 314 amino acids. Lineage: Eukaryota; Viridiplantae; Streptophyta; Magnoliopsida; Rosales; Cannabaceae.
CUCAAAAGCAAUCACAUGCCAACCAAAGAGUACAGGUUGCCUCUUUCUUGAGACACUCUUCUUCUUCAUCUGAGUCACCCUAGAGAGAGAGAAAGAGGAGAGAGAAACCUGAGAGAGAGAGACAGAGACAGAACAAGACAUCGCUGUCUAUGCUUCUGCUGCAUGCCUUCUUUCAUUACCUCUUUCUCUCUCUCAAAAACCCACUCAAAUCAUCAUCAUCAUCAUCAUCUUCUUCUUCUAUACCCAUUUCCUCAAACGGGUCUUUUUCGCUGUUAAAGGUACAAUCUUUUUUUGUGGGUUUUGAGUAAAAUGUACUCUGCUAUUCAUUCUCUACCGUUGGAUGGUGUUAUUGGUAGUGGUGGUGGCCAUAGCCAUAGCCAUAGCCAUGGCGAUUUCCAAGGAUCUUUAGAUGGAACAAACUUGCCUGGUGAUGCUUGUUUGGUUCUAACAACCGAUCCAAAGCCCCGGCUCCGGUGGACGGCGGAGCUCCAUGAGAGAUUCGUUGAUGCUGUGACCCAGCUCGGUGGACCUGAUAAAGCAACACCGAAGACGAUUAUGAGAACAAUGGGAGUGAAAGGCCUUACUCUUUACCACUUAAAAUCACAUCUUCAGAAAUAUCGAUUGGGAAAGCAAUCAUGUAAGGAUUCCGUUGACAACUCCAAGGAUGUUGGAAUUACAGCUUCCUGCAUUGCAGAAAGUCAGGACACCGGUUCAUCUUCAACAUCGACUUCGAGAGUCAUAGCACAAGAUGCAAACGACGGUUUUCAGGUUACCGAGGCCUUGCGAGUACAAAUGGAAGUUCAAAGAAGACUUCAUGAGCAAUUGGAGGUGCAACGCCGUCUUCAACUUCGAAUCGAAGCACAAGGAAAAUACCUUCAAUCCAUACUCGAGAAAGCAUGUAAAGCAUUGAGCGAUCAAGCUUCUGUCUCUGCGGGCCUAGAGGCUGCAAGGGCAGAGCUUUCCGAACUAGCCAUUAAAGUCACUAGUGACUGUCAAGAAAUAGACCCGAACGAGGCAAUAAAGAUCUCUAACAUGUCAGAAAACAUUGCUCUAGAAAACAAAACCGCUAACACCAUGCUGGCUCGUCUUGGCAACAUCUCUAUGGUGGAAGGCUUGCCCGUUUCUUCAAUGAGUAUGGAAUCACAGGCCGCCGUGUUCAAGAAAAGACCGAGACCCUUUUACGGGAAUGGAGAUCUCAUGCCAUUUGAGGGUAACAUGAGGCAAGAAGUAGAAUGGAUGACCAAUAUUGGUUGAAAUUAGAAUCAACUCUCCUUUUAGCAAAUGUAAAACAUUUUUUUUUGUUCUUCUAAUUGUGUAGUUGUUGUAGAUGUAUUAUCUUUUUAUGAUUUUGUAUCAAAAGUGGUUUGUAUAUUUGGAAAAACAGGUCCUUUGAUAUGGAGGAACCUUUAAGCAAUUUAGAGUUUUGUUAGUUUUAA